AAUAGGAAGAGAACGAUGGAUUUCUCUUCUGGCAUGGGAAGUGCGAGAAGCAGCAGUAGCAGCGGAUGGCUGGAGAGUGACUGUGCGUCCGACUCCGUGCAGUCGUGGAGUGGCAGUUCGGAGUAUUCGGGUGAAAACGAAGGGCUUGAUGGUAAAAAGGACAUUCAGAGGAGCAGCAGAAAGAGAGGUGUCGGUGACGAUUCCAUGGAGACAGCUACAUGCCGCAGGGGACCAAAGGUGGAGGAAGCGGAUAAAAGAGGGGGAGCAGGCUCGUACGAGGAGAAGGACCAGUUAAGUCCUGUUUCCGUGCUGGAUCUUCAUCCAUAUGAAGACGAAGAAUCGCCAUCUUCGAACCUGCCAAACACUAAGAGGACCAAGAAGAAAAUUCAUCAUAAACUUGGACGGUUUGGGAUCAUCUCUCAGCUGGGGCCCAUCAACCUUGAUAAACAGAUAUAUCAGACCGAACUGGAAGAAGAAGAAGAUGAAGACAUGAAGGCAACAGACAAAGCUUAUGACUUGCUUAAGAUUCUCAAAGCGAGACAUGGAGAGGUGAAAAAAGGGACAGGCGUCGAUCGACUAAUGUUGGAUUUCUUCAGAGAGGGAUUGGUAGAGUCCAAAACGAAGAGAAGCAUGCGUGUGAAAGAGGAAGAGGAGCUGUUGCGAACGGCGGGCCAUUGGAUGAAUUUGGAAGGAGGGAGGGGAUUGGGGGUGGAAGAUAACAAGGUGGCGUACGUUAAAGGAAUGGAGGAGAGCGGGAGAUGGAGGGAGUUUGGGACGGAAGAAAAGGAGGUGGCGGUGGAGGUGGAGACUCACGUCUUUCGUUCGUUGCUGGACGAGCUGUUGCUCGAUCUCCUUUCCCCCUGAGGAGAUUGGUGGGAGGAGGGACUGAAGGGCCCUGAUGCAUCAAGAACGUGAAUGAAAUCGGAUUGCGUACUGAGUUACUCAGUACGCUCUUAUCGUACUAUAAAAACUCAGUUGGGCCCAUCUUAAAUGUAUGUGGUCUAUCUACACCGUCCAUCCGUUUUUCCAUCUAAUUUAAGGGGUUGAACCCAAAAUUGAAGCAUAUCCAAAGAUCAACUGGAUCAUACCACAGGAAACAGUGGGGAUAAUGAUUUCCACCGUUGAAACCUUGCUAGGCCCCACAGUGAUGUUUAUUUUUCAUCCAACUUGUUCAUAAGAUCAUACAUACCUAGAUGAAAGGAAAAAACAAAUAUAAGCUUGAUCCAAAACUUCUGUGGCCCCUAAGAAAUUUUCAACGGUGGAAAUUCGAGUCAACUCUUUCCUGUGGUGUGGCCCAUUUAAACAUUUAAUAUACUUCAUUUUUGGGUUCAAACCCUAAAAUCAUCUAGGAAAAUGGAUGGACGGAGCGGAUAAAAUGCAUAAAUCAUGGUGGACCUCACAGAGUUUACCCA
Molecule: messenger RNA, 1412 nt
Organism: Magnolia sinica
Lineage: Eukaryota; Viridiplantae; Streptophyta; Magnoliopsida; Magnoliales; Magnoliaceae
Exons: 3
Coding region: 16-864 (282 amino acids)
Source: RefSeq, a predicted model, not a curated record